AGCAACUACUCUUGGUCACUGGCAACUGCUCUGUUUCUGCCCCGCUCAUUAGAAGACAAAGGUGUUUGGACUUACUGCUGACAACGCAUUCUUGGAGUUGAAUAUUCAGAGAUGGGUUUUGGGGAGGACCUGUGGUGCCCCCAGGCACAUGCAGCCGUCAUGCGGCUGCUGGACUCAGAGCUUCACCUGAUGGAGGUCAUGAAGAAGUGGAUGGGUCAACGGGCUAAGAGUGAGCGGGAGUUUUCGGUUCAGCUGCAUCACAUGGCUGUCAUAGUGGAGAAGCUGGAGCGGCCUCAGCUCGGCGCAGGGCUCGACUACAUCAGCCAGCUCAACAAGUCGUGGGCUGUGCUGGUCUCUCAGACGGACUCGCUCAGUCAGGUGAUGAAGAAGCGCUCUGAGGAUCUGCUGGAUGGUCCCAUCAGCAAGCUGACGCUGCUCAUCAGAGACAAGCAGCAGCUGCGCAAAACCUAUGCGGAGCAGUGGAACAUGAUGAAGCAGGAGCUCUGCAAGGUGACCCAGACAGAGCUGGAGAGGCUGAAGAGCAGCUACAGGCAGGCCGUCAGAGAUGCAGCUCAGGCUAAGAGGAAGUACCAGGAGGCCAUUAAAGAUAAAGAGCGAGACAAGGCCAAAGAGCGCUACAUAAAGGCUUCACUGAAACUCCACGAGCUGCACAAUGAGUACGUCCUGUCUGUGCGAGCAGCUCAAGUUUACCAUCAGCACCACUACAGUCAGAUCCAGCCCGCCCUGCUCACUGCCCUGCAGACGCUGCAGCAGGAGAUGGUGCUCAUACUAAAGGAGAUCCUGCAGGAGUAUUUCGACAUCUCAACUCUUCUCCACCAUGAAGUGGUGCGGAUCCACAGGGAGAUGUCGUCUUCUCUAACGGCCAUCGAUCCUCACAGAGAGUAUGAGAACUUCAUCCAGCAGAACAGGUCUGUGGGGGAGAUUCCUGCUUGUGCAGAGUUUGAUUGCAGUCUUCUGGAGGACACCGAGCAGCUAAAACCCAGAGAGAUUGAACUGAAUGACCUCACGCUCGAGACAAUCCAGCACAAACUGACUGCGGUAGAGGAGGAGCUGCUGGAUUUGGCUCGGACUCUGGGCUCCCAGCAGACCUCGGUGGAACAGCUGGAGCUGGAGCUGGAGGCAGAACAGGAAGGUGUCAAGAAGGGCCAGAGGGUCUACCAGUUCAGCAAGAGACAUGCAAUGGAGGAGUGCCGGCAGCAGGUUACUCUAUCUCUGGGAAUGAGAGCCAAGCUGGAGGUUCAGAGGCUUAUUCUGAAGGAGAACCUGGACAAGUUGGGCUCCAAAGAACCUCCCUCUGCUCUGAAGCUGGACCCAGACACCAUCUCAUGUUCUUCAAAUACAAGCAAUGACCACAGCCAAACCAGUUCUAAACUGGCCAUGGACGGGAUCAUAAACAGUCUGAGUGGACUGUUUAAACCCAAAUGGGAAGUGGUUCCGGCCCUCAGCCUGGUGCAGGAGGUGGAUCGUCCUCUGGGGCAGCAGGACUGGUACCACGGAGCCAUUCCCAGACUGGAGGUCCAGCAGCUGCUGGAGAAUGAUGGAGACUUCUUGGUGAGGAAGAGUCAAGAGAAGCAGGGUUACGUGCUCUCUGUGCAAUGGGAUGGAGCCUGCAAGCAUUUCCUCAUUCAGAACACGGAUAAUCUGUACCGUCUGGAUGGAGAAAGCUUCCCCAGUGUCCCACAGCUGAUCCAUCAUCUAAUGUCAUCACGGCAGCACAUCACCAAGAGGUCUAACAUAGUGCUGAAGAAACCUGUCCUGAAGGACAAAUGGGUCCUGGAACAUGAGGAUAUUGUGUUGGGACACCUCAUUGGACGGGGUAACUUUGGAGAGGUGUACAGUGGUCAUUUACGCUCUGAUAACACUCCUGUAGCGGUGAAAUCCUGCAAAGAGAACCUGGCCCCAGAGCACAAGAGGAAGUUCCUGAUGGAAGCCAGGAUCCUGAAGCAAUAUGACCAUCCUAACAUUGUGAAGCUGAUAGGAGUGUGCACUCAGAAGCAGCCCAUCUACAUCAUCAUGGAGCUCAUUCAAGGUGGUGAUUUCCUCUCCUUCUUGCGGCAUGAGAGCCACAGUCUGACGCAUAAGAUGUUGGUCAAAAUGACAGAAAAUGUGGUAUCUGGCAUGGAGUACUUGGAGAGCAAGAAGUGUAUUCACAGGGACCUGGCAGCCAGGAACUGCUUGGUUGCAGAGCACAACGUGGUGAAGAUCAGCGACUUUGGGAUGUCCCGUCAGCAAGAUGACGGUGUCUACUCCACAGAGGGCGGCCUCAGACAGAUCCCUGUCAAAUGGACGGCUCCUGAAGCCCUGAACUAUGGUCGUUAUACCACAGAGAGUGACGUGUGGAGCUUUGGUAUCUUACUGUGGGAGACCUUCUCCAUGGGAAUGACACCCUACACGAGCAUGACCAACCAACAGACACGAGACGAGGUGGAGAAAGGAUACCGUAUGCCUGCUCCACACUGCUGCCCCGUGCAAAUCUCCAGUCUUAUGAACAGCUGCUGGCAAUACGACCCCAGAAACAGACCGUCCUUCAAGAAACUUCGGACUGAGCUCAGUGCCAUAUACAAAACUUUAUAACACAAGUCAGCCUGUGGACUGGACAUGUAUAGUAGCUUAGUUUUUUCUUUCAGCUGUACAGUUGAUAGGUUUGGAAUUUAGUUUUUAAACGAUGUUAAAGUCAAGUCUGAACACUGAAAAAGAUCUCCAAGACACAUGCGCAUUGAAACCAAACAUAUGGCAAAUGACUUCAAAAGGUUUGGACUUUGAAACUUGAUAAUGGAGUUUGGUGGACUUGUGAAACAUCAGUGGACCAGUUGAUGGCAGCACUCUUCCCUCGCUCUGCUUGGCUGCUUUUCAUUCCUCCUCCUGCUGAGAACAGAAGGUUGUCCUCAACACAUCUGGCUCCUUUGAGGCAGCACAGAUUCGUGCUGCUGUGAACAAACUGCACCGUAUGCUGUGACCAUAACUGAUGCAAUGUCACACACACGUGGUCUGUCUCAUAGACACCAGAGAGAUGUGUUAAACGAACACAUCCUCCUGAAGAUUGUAGAGGCUGCCAGCACAGACACUGUGAACAUGUUUGUGUCUGCUGGGGUGUCUGUUGUGUUUGUAGGACCCAGCUGCAGACCUUCCUUUUGAUGAUGUUAGUCAAUGGGAAGCAGUGUUGGGAAUAGCUAACUAGCUAUGUGACGCGUUACUGUAAUUCGGUAACUAGAAAUGUAACUAAUUACCUUUAAGAAUUAAAUGAUUACAGUUGCUGAAAUUUAAAUGGGCCUGUUACUUGUUACUUUUGUUUUAUGUGAUGUAGUCACCUGCAGGGGACAGCAGACAAACCCUGGAUUUUCUGGUUUAUGAUCUAACGUCACCUGACCCUACUGUGCCAUAAGACUGUUCAGGCAAUGUGAGCUGACUUCUCAUCAACUGUAAUGUUUCUAAUAUAAAUCGAAGAACGUUGAUUUCAUUAAAUACAAUUAUUCAUUAACUACUGUGGCAAAGCUCAGUAGACAUGUGCAUCAAGCA
Messenger RNA from Chelmon rostratus (copperband butterflyfish), 3537 nucleotides. RefSeq names its product FES proto-oncogene, tyrosine kinase (gene fes). NCBI's taxonomy places the organism in Eukaryota, Metazoa, Chordata, Actinopteri, Chaetodontiformes, Chaetodontidae. The transcript has 18 exons. Gene Ontology annotation, biological process: peptidyl-tyrosine phosphorylation; chemotaxis; cell adhesion. Gene Ontology annotation, molecular function: non-membrane spanning protein tyrosine kinase activity; ATP binding. The coding region runs from base 112 to 2595 and encodes 827 amino acids. The record is from RefSeq and is a predicted model, not a curated record.